Anguilla rostrata (American eel) is the source of this 2599-nucleotide messenger RNA. Its product is annotated as olfactory receptor 11A1-like. Gene Ontology annotation, cellular component: membrane. The record is from RefSeq and is a predicted model, not a curated record. Gene Ontology annotation, molecular function: odorant binding; olfactory receptor activity; G protein-coupled receptor activity. The transcript has a single exon. The coding region runs from base 327 to 1256 and encodes 309 amino acids. Lineage: Eukaryota; Metazoa; Chordata; Actinopteri; Anguilliformes; Anguillidae. Gene Ontology annotation, biological process: detection of chemical stimulus involved in sensory perception of smell; G protein-coupled receptor signaling pathway.
CCUUUGGCUUGAACAUAAGGAACUUUUAAUAUUAUUUUUCGUAAUAUGAAAGUAUUCAUGUUAAUUUCAAGAGCAGUUGGAGGAUUUCAGCCUUAUACUUCGUUGUAAUUUAUUCAAACGACAACCAUUGUGGACACGUAAUAUCCGAGCUUGGUGUUUUCGGAGCAGGAAGCCUACAAGCCUACGUACCAACAAACAGACUGAUUAUUGCUGACCGUCAGUACUUUUCCUGUUUGCGAUGCAGGAGAAAUUAUCACCAGAAAAGGCGAUGCAACAACAUCUCGGAACCUCUCCGGCGUUUUUUACACGUCUGCUAUAAAAGUACCAUGGGGAACUCAACUGAAAUAUUGUUUUUUCUACAAGGACUGCAUGAGACGGUGUCAAGCAAACACACAUACUUCAUCCUGAUUCUUCUUGUUUACCUUUUUACUCUUUUAGCGAACCUGACUUUGAUUGUGACAAUUAUUUUGGAGAGAACGCUCCAUGAGCCCAUGCUUGUAUUCGUGUGUAACUUGUGUGUAAAUGGUAUACUUGGUGCCUCUUUAUUUUAUCCUAAAAUAUUGGUGGACCUCUCAUCUGACAUGAGUGUUACUUCGUAUAAAGCCUGUCUGGGUCAAAUUUUUGUAUUAUACAGCUACGUAUACUGCGAAUAUACUACGUUAGCAAUUAUGGCUUAUGACAGGUAUAUCGCGAUAUGCAAGCCGCUCAAUUACCACUCCAUCAUCACGCCUCGGAAGGUGAUGAAAUUGCUUGUUUUUACCUGGCUUUCAUCCAUCUGUGAAUCUGCUGGUGUGGCGGCCCUGGUAGCCAGGCUGCCCCUCUGUGGAUUCAACAUCGAAAAGAUUUACUGCACAGCCUGGGCCGUGGUAAAGCUGUCAUGCGUGGACACCACUAUCAACAACAUAUACGGGUACAUUCUCAUGUUUUAUCACAGUUGCCAAUCAGUGCUGGUUGUGAUUUCCUAUAUUUAUAUCGUCAGAGCAUGUGUGCGAUCGCCGAAAGAACGAAGUAAGUUCAUGCAGACCUGUUUGCCCCAUUUAAUAUCACUGUCCAACUUCUUCAUCGCACUCGGUUUUGACCUCUUUAACACUCGUUAUGGUUCCACCAGCCGUAUGCAGGCUCUCCGCAAUUUCAUGUCCCUGGACUACCUCAUUGUUCCACCGCUCCUAAAUCCCCUCAUUUAUGGCCUGAGACUCAACCAGAUCCGCCGGAGAAUCUUUAGAGUUUGCAUCCAGAAAACACAUGCUCUGAAAUAAAGAAGUGUGUCUACUUUGCUGUCCAGGUUGGAAAAGAUAGAUUUUUUGAAAAUCCGCGAGUGAUUGAAUUUUACAUUUGGAGCUGAUAUAGCUAUAGGCGUUUGAAUUGCUACCAGUUGAGUCGUCUCAUUUACUACCUACAUCUUCAUGAAGAUGGAGUCAUUUUUCUUGUGAAGUAAUUCCGUUUGCAAACCCUGUAUAGCCUACUUUAAUUCAUUCUCUCGCGCAUACAGGUAUGUGCCUGGCAGACUGUAGCCUGUACAAUUUUAGCCUCGGUAUUUGCACAGUGAAACUGCUUCAUGGUUAAAAACCGCAAUCCGUGUCCUACGUUAGGUCUUCCACGCGCAGAUAAAUGGUCAGGCGCGCACCUUCCGAGCGCCUGGAUGUUAAAAACGAAUGUAUCCUAUAUCCAACGGUGACCUUUCGCUGUUAAAUUACAAAUACUAGCCUAUAUCAUCCGUAAGAAAGUGAAUUAAUGUGAUAUUCAAUAAAUCAAAAUGAAAAAUAAUCAUAUGCUGUAAAAAAAAUACCUCUGUGUAUCCUAAAAGUAGACUGCGUAUCGCACACAUUUAUUUUUACUCAUGGAAUUAUGAUUUAGUUAGUGAAUGAACAAGGGACAAUUGGACGACGACGCUGAACCAAACGAAAAGACGUAGAGCCCGAAUUGUGUGUAGCCUAUUAGACUACCUCCGGCACAGCUGCCCAGCACGUGCUGCUGUCAGCCGCCGACCACAAGCAUUAGUCCUAAAAACUGUUCAACCACUACCAUGGCCCUGGCAGUGCGAUUUGAGGAGGGGUUUUCCACAAGAAUUCCAACUGUAGGUAUUGCUUUAAGAAAAUGUGCGUAGAAUAAUUUUCUUACCCAAAUAUACCAAUGGCUUUUGUAAAUUACGUAAUAUAGCCUAUGCGGUUUCAUAUUUUGUGAAAUUUCCACAGCUUGAAUAAAGGAGACAUUGAAAGGGAGUUCACAUUUAAAUAUUUAUGACUGUCAAAGUGAUAUAUAGCCUAUAACGCAACUAACUCAGCUUACAUUAGGCCUACUCGGCAACUAACAUGUUACUUUUACCGUCCAUUCAUACUGAUGGAUAUUCAUUGCGGCAGUAGGCCUGCAGGUUAAGUAGCUUUCCCGGAGAUAUAGUGACAUUGCCCUGCGUGAGAAUCUGCUACUUCUAAGCCCAACACUCUGGGAUUAUACCAUUAUCCUGCAGUGUCACUCUGGGUGCUGAGAACUUCUGUUAAUUUGUUCAGAUGUUAACUGAAAAUUGCUCCACAUCAUAAAAAAUUAAGAAACUAUCCAAAAUUUCACCCUGAUUGAUAACAACAAUUUUGUUUUGAAUGGUUAU